Messenger RNA from Pecten maximus, 4748 nucleotides. RefSeq names its product little elongation complex subunit 2-like. The transcript has 19 exons. The coding region runs from base 163 to 4725 and encodes 1520 amino acids. Gene Ontology annotation, cellular component: transcription elongation factor complex. Gene Ontology annotation, biological process: snRNA transcription by RNA polymerase III; positive regulation of transcription by RNA polymerase III; snRNA transcription by RNA polymerase II. Gene Ontology annotation, molecular function: DNA binding. NCBI's taxonomy places the organism in Eukaryota, Metazoa, Mollusca, Bivalvia, Pectinida, Pectinidae. The record is from RefSeq and is a predicted model, not a curated record.
AAUUAUUGAGGCUUAAGGCGUGUGCAGAAUCACGUUUCAUCAGAGACAUAUAUGUCUCUGGUUUCAUGGACAAAAAACAGCUUUAUGUUCUGUGACAGCCGUUGCCUGUAACACAUAAAGAUAGCAUUCUCUCCAGACACUUUAUGUUAACAACAUGUAAACAUGUCAAUUAACUGGAAUGUUCCUUUGAAAAAUGGAAAAGAUGUAUUCUUCACUGAGGAAAGUUUCAACAUAUUUAACAACUUCGUUACAUUUGAAGAACGAUUUCUGAAACGUUUGGAGGAUCAUGAUGCAAGUAAGGAUUAUGGCAGUCUCCAAAGCAAGUCGUCUGAGGUAAAACAGGAAUCGGUCACGCCAUUAAACAUAAAAAGGGAAACUGUUGGGAAGCAAACAUCCCAUAAUAAGCAGCCUACAGAUGAUAGAAAACAAAAACUAUUUACAAAAGAAGAAGAUGCUCAGUCAAGUUUGAAACUUGCUGUACACAUCACCAAAGGUAGACUACCACCACCAAGGAAAUCCUCUCUGUGCCAUGAAGACCAGAAGUUGUACCUGUCUCUGUACAGUAAAUAUGGUGGUCAUUCUCCCGCUGACCCAACAGAGGAAGAGAUCACUGAGCUCAACAAACUUAAGGUGCUGCAGUUAGUGGUGAAAAAGGAACAGGAUGAAUACCACACAUACGCACUGUCUCUCGCCAAGGCUCUGGAGGCUGAGUAUCGCUACAUGGAUACUGCAGCCAGGAAAUAUAUAGAGACACGGCUGUCCGCUCGACGUCAGGAAGUGGAGAUGUAUCCGAGUCAAUACAACAUCGUCAGUAGCUUCCCCCUAAAGGGCACUGGCCAGGCUUCACAACUUACCUACAUAAAACCUCUCCUUAACCUGGGUUCAGUACCAAAAAUGAUCAUUCCAACAGUUACAUAUGAUCGAAGACAUCAACUUAGUGUAGAUGCUGCUGUUGUCAGUCAAGAAAAUCCUGUCGGGUGUUACAAAAAUAAGGAGGCCAGCUGGAAUCAUGAGGCAUGCAGUUUGGAUCAGAAUGCUGAAAUCCUGGCUGUCCAGCAUCGAGGACACAUUGUGAUAUCGCCUGGGGCUCUUAUGUGUCUCGUGGACAACCAUGUUCCUGACUACAAUAGGGACUGGGAACUGCCUUUCAGUGUUAAGGAGUAUGAUGUCAUAGAGGGGGAAAGGAAGGUGAGACACAGAAUCGUGUACAUUGACAAGCCAUUGCCAUCCUCAAAAGUCACAGAGAGGGCCAUGAAUACAAAAUUUUACAAGUUUCUCCUCCACCAUAUUUUCUGUCCUCAUCAAUCAAAGGAUCAGAAUCUUGAUAAUAUCAGCUCUGGUGUGGACACUGCAUCAAGAAAAACUGAGGACAAGAGGCCAAAGGGGGAGGAAAAAGGAUCUCUAGACAAACAAGCUCCUGACACACAGCUGGGAGACAUCUUUGAUAUUGGAAAAUCUUCUAUGGAAGAAGUGGAAACAUUUGGAGCAUCAAGUUUUGAAUCUUUUGCCAAAAAGAAAAAAAAUGAAAAAACCAACAGCAGUCAUCCUGGAAAUUCAGAACCCAUGGAUAAGGUAGGGAAAGCUAUCACAUCCAGAAAAGUUGAUCAGGGUUCGUUUGACAUAUUUAGUGACCAAACAGCUGAGGAUAUCGAAACAUUCGGAGUUGAUAUUUCAAAAUCUUCAAAGAAGACAUCAAGAUCUAAAGAGAAAUGCAAGGAGACAGAGCAGAAUAUUGAAGGCAACAAUGUCAUAGAAAUUCCAGCUGCAACAUCUACAGAAUCAACAUUAUCUACUAGUUCAGAUGUUUCUCUUACACUCACUACACAGAAGCCAUCCACACCAGUUAGCACACUAUCAGCGCCUGUUACUGGGACACCAUCCAAAACAGUUAGCAAAGUGGCAGAAUCGACUUCAUCUUUGGGUGCUAAUGAAGAAUCUAAUUCAUUCUCUUGUGAUGGAUUAAGUAGUUCUGGAAAUAAAGAUACCCAAUGUAGCAUUGUUAGUAAGGAAACUUUAGAUAAUGUUACUCUAACACAAUCUAGUCAUGCUACUGCAGACACAACAGAUGAUAGUGUUACUAUGGAAACAUCAACAGGUAGGGUUGUUGCUAUGGAAACAUCAACAGGUAGGGUUGUUGCUAUGGAAAGGUCAACAGGUGAGCAUGUUCCUAUGGAAACAUCAAAGGAAAGUCCUGUAACUAUGGAUACAAGAGUAGAUACACCUGUUACUAUGGAAACAGGAGAUUGUGAUAUAGCUGACCAUGAUGAAAGGCCUGUCAGAAGUAACACCUGUCAGGGUUUGGAGACGCUUCCAUACACUCUUAUUCCAAUAGAUUUACCUGCUGCAACUCAAAAUACAACAGUGAAUCUUGUUGCUAGGGAUGUCAACUUGAACCUUAACUCUGAUGAAAAAGAACACGAGAUAUUCACAGAUGCCCCAGGAAGCCCCGUUGCCAUGGAUACACCUUCUAGUCCGAAUUUUUCAGAUUGUAUAGCAAGUCCUUCAGAAAGGACACCCAAAAUAAUCCCGAUAAGUCCUGAAAAAAUGCAACCUUUCUGUUCUCCAGAUUUUAAUAGUUGUGUUAUGAUUCCUUUGGAGGUAGAAGGAAACAGUUAUGAAAAUAUUUCCCUUGAAGACAGUCAAGUGACAAGUCAGGAUCCUGAUAGUAAAAAAAAUAUUGUUAGUCUAUCCCCACCACAAACAAAACGUAAGGUCCGUAGGUCUACAAAUACUUUUUUGAGUGACCGUGACAGUGAUGAUGAAAAACUUCUGAUAGACGUUUCAUCGUUAGACGAUAGCGGAUGUGAGGAAGCAGAUACUUGUUCUACAAGACAGCGUCAAGUCACGAAAUCAAAGUCCAAAUCAAAUGUCACCUAUGGAGGGAAGCCAAGCCCUUCUAUGGAAAUAAAUAGCUCGUUUUAUGAUAAAUCUGUUAGAGAAGAAGGCGGCAGAUCAACAAGGGUGACGAGGUCUAGGCAAUCUCUGGACGCUAUAAUGGCACAGAUGAAAUCAGGGAACGAGAAACCACUGAAGAAAGGUGACAAAGCUUCUCAAAAUAUUUCAAGUAACAGUUGUGAGAAAAAGCAUGCCACAGAGAGAUGUACAAGAUCAAAGAGUGAAACAAGUAUAACAUCGGCAGACGCAAGACCUAGUGAGGGAAGUUCUGGUACUAUCUCUAGUGAUAAAACUUUGUCAAGAUUCAGCAAAGCAAAGUCUUCUGUACCAGAAAGUGACUCUGACUCAUGUGUCUCUAUGGAUGUUGAUGUCAAAGGUCAAGGCUCUAGGGUUAAAAGAAGGUCAUCUAGACUCUCCACAGGAAGUAGUUCUAGUUACUCUGAGGUCAAGGACACUGAAAGUACUCUAAAAAUUGGUUCAAAGGGCGUGACUUCUGAAAUGAGUGCAAGUGAUGUCAAGAUCCAGGAAAUUGCUGCACUUCCUAUCGUUAGGAAAAGAGGGCGUCCAAGGAAGACACAACCAGUGCCACCUUCUGAUUCUACAGCUGAUCAGCAAGAAUCAAGACCCAAGCAGGAGCCUUCAGACACUGAAGCUACUAGUAUUGAUCAAGAGAGUAUCAACAACCCUGUUCCAGCCAAGAGGAAGAGAGGGAGGCCACCUAAACAAAAAGUUGAAGAAGCAGGCAGAAAUGCAGAAACAACGAGCAAUGUUGGAUCCAAAACUGAGACACAAAGUUUGGAUGUCUGUGAGGACAGCAAAAAAAAUCCAUCAUCCCAAACAGGGUCAAAGGUUAAGGCCCAAACAGUGGUAUCUGCUCAAAAGACACCUACGAAAAAACAGCAAGUCAAUAGGGUGAUGCCAAGACUUGUGGCAACUCUGAUACCAAAGACAGAAGGAACGGUUAGUAAAAACCAAACUCAGGUGCCAAAGGGCUCUGGUCCAAAGACAGGAACAAGGAGAUCAAAUUCCCGAGUCAGCACCUUUGACUCAAUUCUGAAAGGCAUGCAGAAUAUGUUGCACACACCAGAUCAAAACGUUAAAGAGAGCCAAUGUCAUCCGUCAGAAUCAGGCACUUCCACAUUUAAACAGCCUGAUAGUAGGUCCAAUGUCGCCUAUCACCUGUGGUCACUAGGGGGAUUCCAGGUAGUGGUCCGAUGUGGUUACCAUGGCACCAUUCGGGACAAUGUCCAGAAGUUGUCAAAAGUACAUUUAUGUACCAAGAUGGAAUACCAGUCAUCAGAGGGCCUGGAACAGACCACACCCAGUGAAGCCUGUAGAUCCUGGAUCUCGGGGUAUAUCCGGCCUCACUGUAAACUGCUCAGAGCUCGUAUUGAUCCACUCAAGUCGGAGCUCAUUGCACUGGAGGAAAUCAGCUUAAGUCAACUGAUAGGCUCACAGAAAACAUUCAGGCCUGGGGAUGUCUUCCUGAUGCUUCAAAAUAUAUUCCACAAACUCCAUCUACAGCCUCCUGGCCAGUAUCUUCUCCAUCAUAGUGCUGGAGAUAGAAACUGUAACAUCAAGAAAAGUACAGACAAGAAAAAACGGGGAUCGUAUGACCUCCAUUUUCAACACUUUGGGUUCAUGGCAUCAAACACGUCCAACAAAGAGAGUGUCCCUUGGCUGCCUAUAGACCCCACUAUCAUUCUACCUAGUCACCUGACCACAGGGAGGAUACCUGCCACCUUUGAACCUGCUGACUACACAACAUGGGUCCCACCCAAAAAGAGCAAGGGAAAAAAGAAGAAAAAACAAAAACAAAACAGAAAAUGAAAAAUUAAAGCAUAAUGUAUAUA